AUGCCCCCCAAAAUUGUGAACAUAACAUCACAAUCAAAAAUUAAUCUUGUGAAACUUUAUAAAUCAAUAUUAAUUAUGCUUCUUAUAUGUGGAUUUGAUUUCAAUGUCUGGAAAUUCAAAUUACUUUUGAGAAUAUGUGUGACAUUAUAUUGUAUUUUUCUAAUAACUGUUAACAUAAUCACUAAUUUCACUUGUUGCCCUGGACAAGAGUUUCCUGUGGCUUGGUCUGUUGUGGAAUACACAGCUACGGUGAUACUGACCUUGGUUUUUAAGAAUCAAAUCGCCAAUUACUUUAAAAAAUUAACUGACCUUGAUACGUACUUGAGAAUCGGUAAUAAAUACUACAUAAACUACAAAACGAAAAUAUUUUUUUACACAUUUGUACUCUGGUCGAUUAGAUUUAUUUAUACUAUCUUGUAUUGGAUCUGGUUUCCUUAUUACGAAAAUGUGACUUUAUUUGUGAUCUCCCAGUUUUCAUUGAUUGCUCUCGAUUUAAAUAGAGUGUGGAGGUUUGUGUUAUUUGAUAUGACGCGUUACCGACUGAAAAUGCUCCGCCGUCGCGUGGAAGAGCUGAAAAAUCAUAAUUUCUUUUGUUACGUAAGCAAUUAUAAAACAUUAAAGCAGACGAGGAUACGCUUUUGUUUACAUUUGUACAAAAGCCUAGCCGAUGCAGUUGAUGUAAUAAUGCCAGAACUACAUGCAUCACUCUUCAUCAGUAUAGUGUGCACAUUGCCAAAACUAAUAAUGAAUGCUUAUCACAUCUUGCUGGUAAUUGAACAUUUGGAGCCGUACCCGACCGUGGGGUUCACGGCCCUCCACGUGACGCAGGUGACGCUGUUCAUCUUCGCGCCGUGCGUGGUGGUGGAGCUGUACGCGGUGGAGGUGGAGCGCAUGCGGCUACUGCUUUUACACAAGCUGUUCGAUGAUCCUGAUGAGACGGUGAAAGAAGACGUGAAUUUAUUCCUGCGUUACACUGAAGUUCGUCCGUUCCGGUUCUAUUUGUGGCGCGUGCUUCCCAUCUCCAUUAUGCUGCCGCUGGAGUUGCUCAACUUGUGUACUACUUACGUCAUAGUUCUUAUCAAUUUCACUCAUCUUUAUGGUUGAAAUAUUGUUACAU
Molecule: messenger RNA, 1117 nt
Organism: Cydia splendana
Lineage: Eukaryota; Metazoa; Arthropoda; Insecta; Lepidoptera; Tortricidae
Exons: 4
Coding region: 1-1104 (367 amino acids)
Biological process (GO): sensory perception of taste
Cellular component (GO): membrane
Source: RefSeq, a predicted model, not a curated record